Messenger RNA from Lactuca virosa, 1639 nucleotides. Lineage: Eukaryota; Viridiplantae; Streptophyta; Magnoliopsida; Asterales; Asteraceae. The record is from the annotation of a GenBank genome assembly.
UAGUCUUUUGAACCCUUUUCCUGUUCCUCUUCAAAAUCAUCUCUCAUUUCCAAGACUUCUUCCCCACAACAUGACGUUUUUAAUCUCUAUUUUUCUCUCUAUCUUCGUACAUUCGGUCCAAACAGCUAAGCUAGCAACAUAGAAACUACUGUAAUCAUCAUCAUCAUUAUCUUCUUCUUGUUGUUCUUUGUUGUUUCAUCAAUGGGCAUGAUUUUUGCAGACUGUUUUGGUUCUUUGUCGAUUAACAAUGAUAACCCUUUAAAGAUCAACGAUCAUUUCAUCUAUAGCAGUCUAACUACUUCUUCGUCGUCGUCUCUCUCUUCUUCUUCUCUGGAGUUCCCUUUUAUGCUCCCUACAACAACUACUACUACAAUCAAUAAUCACAAUCCUUCAAGAAAUUUUCAUGAAGAUGAAAAUCAAGGACAUGAUGACGAGGAGGAAGAAGAAGAAGGGGAGAGAGAAGAAGAUGACGACGAAGAAGAACACAUUGGCCUAAAUAUCAGUGGCAGUUACUCUUUCAAUGGUAACAUUGAUAGCCAUCAAAAUGGAAGACUUAGAUCGGGUGGACAGUCAAAGACAAGUGCAAGAGGCCAUUGGAGGCCAGCUGAAGAUGCUAAGCUUAAAGAACUUGUUGCCCUUCAUGGCCCCCAGAACUGGAACCUUAUUGCUGAGAAGCUUGAAGGCAGAUCAGGAAAGAGUUGCAGGUUGAGAUGGUUCAAUCAACUAGAUCCAAGAAUCAACAGAAGAGCAUUCAGUGAAGAAGAGGAAGAGAGACUAAUGACAGCACACAGACUGUAUGGCAACAAAUGGGCAUUAAUGGCGAGGCUUUUUCCCGGUAGAACUGACAAUGCUGUCAAGAACCAUUGGCAUGUGAUCAUGGCUAGAAAAUAUAGAGAACAAUCUAAUGCGUACAGAAGAAGAAAGAUGAUGAUGAUCAGUCAAAGUCAAACUCAAAGUCAAGCAUCUGUGGCACUACCACCACCACCACCAGCGGUCUCAGCCACCACUGCCGCUGGUCAUCUACCUUACACUGGAGCUCUCCACCAACUGCCACCGUCAGAUCUCGUUUCUGGUCCCAAGAACAACACUGAGUUGAUGAUGGACAUGCUCAACACCAGUAACCAUGGCAACAUCAUGUCUUGGGAAAACCAUUCAUCAUUAUUCUCAUCAUCAUCAAACACAUCCUGGAUGAUGAAUACUACUAACCCCAUCAACUUCCAUUAUGAUCGUCAUCAUCAGCAUCCUGCUCCAUUGAUGAAUGCAACUAUGGACCAGAAGUACUACUACUACAACCACCAUCUUUACAGUAGCAGCAGCUACUUACCAACAGCUGCAGCUGCACCACCACCAGAAGAAGUUUCAGGGAGCCAGCAUUUUUCUGAAACUAAUAAUAACUUUUCACCACCAUUUAUAGACUUUCUUGGAGUUGGAGCCAUAUGAAGACCCAAAUGUAGGAUAAGUCUUGGAACCUUGAAUGCAAGUAAAAUCUCAGAGAAAGAGGGUUUCCUUUCUUUUCAUUUCCUAUAUAACCCACUAAAUCCGCAGAGGAUCUCAAGUGUUGACUGUCUUUAAUGAGCCAUUGGAGAAUUAGAGGAAAACAAUUACAAAAAGGACAAGUAGGGGUAGGCGAGUAGUAGUU